GAAAACCAUCCGUACACAAGCUAUAUAGCCAAAGUUAAAAAGGAUUAUUUCAUGUUUUUUAAUCUCAAUGGACUCUCAGAUUUUGAAAUUCUCACCAAUUAUUCCUUCAAGAAAUCUGAUUCUCAGCUCCAAAAAAUCAGUUAAUAUUCAUGGCCUGUCCAAUACCCAAUUCAGGGUUGCAGGAGCAGGGUCCGUUCAGAAGUCAGAGGAGGAAUGGCGUGUCGUUCUCUCCCCUGACCAAUUCCGCAUUUUGAGGCAGAAAGGCACAGAGAAUCCAGGGAGUGGGGAGUAUAACAAAUUUUUUGGUGUAGGCACCUACCUCUGUGCUGGUUGUGGCACUCCCCUCUACAGAUCCGCAACCAAAUUCAACUCACCAUGUGGCUGGCCUUCUUUUUAUGAGGGUCUCCCCGGGGCCAUAAAUCGCAAUCCAGACCCAGAUGGCAUAAGGAUGGAGAUAACUUGUGCUGCUUGUGGAGGCCAUCUUGGUCAUGUUUUUAAAGGUGAAGGGUUUCGUACCCCUACAAAUGAACGCCAUUGUGUCAACAGUACAUCCCUCAAGUUCAAACCACCACAAUUUUCUUAAUGCCCUCCUCCUGACUAUAUAUGCGAUGAUUAUAUUUUCUCACAUAUAAUCGUCCUGACUAUGGAGAACUUAUAUCUAAUAGUCCAUUUUUUCAUGUAGCUUAGCAUCUUCCUGUUAGUCUGUGUAUUAGGUGAAAAUGUAAAGUGAUAUUUUGUUUGUAAUUUUGAUCUGUAUAUGCCGGAUGCUUGUCUUGAAGAUAAGUAAAGAGAUAGUAUGAUGCAUUAAUUGGUUGUAGAUAUACUGGAUGCCUACAUGAAUCAAACAAGUAUAUAAAGACAGUAAGAGAAGUAAAAAUCCUGCACCAGCUAGAAAGCAGUGGUGCAAGCAUACAUAUGACUUUCACACAGAAAUAAGAGGGAGAAAUUGUGAAAGCAAUGGUCGCUUAUUCUGCUAUCCCAAUGUGGAUGGAAAAGAGAUGUUUUCUUCUUUCAGCUUUCAGUUGGAGCCAAAGUCAUCUCCCAAAUUUAACUGAUCAACAUAUAUGUGUGGAAUAUGAGCUAUUUUUCGCCAUUCCACUCGGGAAAUAGCAAUAGAACUUUUCCAGACAUUUGUAAUUCGUGGUCUAAUUAGACAAAUCCUUUUUUUCUGAACCUUUGUUUGUUUUCAGAAAACAGGAUUUGGCUCAGGAUUGCCCAUUUUUGUUAAUUCCAGGGUUUCUCUGAAUU
This is a messenger RNA of Solanum dulcamara, 1248 nucleotides long. RefSeq names its product peptide methionine sulfoxide reductase B5-like. The transcript has 3 exons. Gene Ontology annotation, biological process: protein repair; response to oxidative stress. The record is from RefSeq and is a predicted model, not a curated record. Lineage: Eukaryota; Viridiplantae; Streptophyta; Magnoliopsida; Solanales; Solanaceae. Gene Ontology annotation, molecular function: peptide-methionine (R)-S-oxide reductase activity. Bases 68 to 583 code for a protein of 171 amino acids.